GAGAGUGCUACGUGUCCUGUGAAGGGCUUAUUACACGUACUGUUACCCAUGCGAUUCAUUACUACGGAAUAGUUACUAAAAAACGAAAUACCAAGGAAAUACCAAGCCUCGAGGUCUUUCUGCUAAAGUGGUGAGAUGUCUGGGAUUAAAAAGCAAAGGACGGACCUCCAGAGAGCCACCAACGUGGUGUACCAGGCCCACCAUGUGAGCAGGACCAAGCGAGGCCAGGUGGUGGGCACCAGAGGAGGCUUCAGAGGCUGCACUGUCUGGCUCACAGGUCUGUCCGGGGCAGGGAAGACCACUGUGGGUUUCGCCCUGGAGGAGUACCUGGUGUCGCAUGCCAUCCCCUGCUAUUCUCUGGACGGGGACAACAUUCGCCACGGCCUCAACAGGAACCUGGGCUUCAGCGCCAACGACCGGGAGGAGAACAUCCGCCGCGUGGCUGAGGUCGCCAAACUGUUUGCUGACGCCGGAUUGGUCUGCAUCACCAGCUUUAUCUCCCCCUAUACCAAGGACCGUGCUGAGGCCAGGAGUGUUCAUGACAAGUCAGGACUGCCGUUCUUCGAGGUGUUUGUGGACGCCCCUCUGGCCGUGUGUGAGAGUCGAGAUGUCAAAGGCCUGUACAAGAAAGCCCGCGCUGGGGAGAUCAAAGGCUUCACAGGCAUCGACUCCAGCUACGAGUGUCCGGAGGCCCCAGAGCUGGUCCUGAAGACAGGGGACAUCUCUGUGGACGAGUGCAUCCAACGUGUGGUGGAGCUGCUCAAGGAGCAGGGCAUCGUGCCUACGGGGGUGACGGAGGAGGUGACGGAGCUGCUGGUGCCAGAGAACAAGCUGGACCUGGCGCUGAGCGACGCCAGCACGCUGCCCACCCUCAGCAUCACCAAGCUGGACCUCCAGUGGGUGCAGGUUCUGGCCGAGGGCUGGGCCAGCCCCCUCAAAGGCUUCAUGAGGGAGAGAGAGCUGCUCCAGGUGCUGCACUUCAACAACCUGCUAGAUGGGGGGACCAUCAACUUGUCCGUGCCUAUCGUGCUGCCCGUGUCCAGUGAGGACAAGGAGAGGCUGGACGGCUGUGCUGCCGUCGCGCUGCACUACGCCGGGCGCCGCGUGGCCAUCUUGCGGAACCCGGAGUUCUAUGAACACCGCAAGGAGGAGCGCUGUGCCCGGCAGUGGGGCACCACCUGCCCUCAGCACCCCCACAUCAAGAUGAUUAUGGAGAGUGGCGAUUGGCUGGUGGGUGGAGAUCUGGAGGUCCUCGAGCGAAUCAGAUGGGACGAUGGUCUGGACCAGUACCGCCUCACUCCACGGGAGCUGAAGCAGAGGUUCAAAGAGAUGAAAGCAGACGCCGUCUUCGCCUUCCAGCUGCGUAACCCCGUCCACAACGGCCACGCCCUCCUGAUGCAGGACACUCGGCGCCGGCUCCUGGAGCGCGGCUACCAGAACCCUGUGCUGCUGCUGCACCCCCUGGGGGGCUGGACCAAGGACGACGACGUCCCCCUGGCCUGGCGGAUGAGGCAGCACGCCGCCGUGCUGGACGACGGCGUCCUGGAUCCCGCCAGCACCAUCGUGGCCAUCUUCCCCUCGCCCAUGAUGUACGCCGGGCCCACUGAGGUCCAGUGGCAUUGCCGGGCACGCAUGAUCGCAGGUGCCAACUUCUACAUCGUAGGUCGCGACCCCGCCGGCAUGCCUCACCCCUCGACCAAUCAGGACCUGUACGAGCCCACCCACGGAGCCAAGGUCCUGACCAUGGCUCCCGGCCUCACCUCCCUAGAGAUCAUCCCUUUCAGGGUGGCAGCCUAUAACAAGACCAAGAAGGCCAUGGAUUUCUACGACAAGGACAAACACGAGGACUUUGAAUUCAUCUCGGGAACGAAGAUGAGGAGGCUGGCUCGCAGCGGGGAGAACCCCCCGGAUGGCUUCAUGGCCAUGAAGGCCUGGAAGGUUCUGACUGAGUACUACAGCUCCUUAAACAAAGACAAGUGAACACACACACCAAGGAUCUCACACACGCUGAAACGGUACAACGCAAGUUCUUUCUCACACACACACACUCCAUCCCACAUACACAAACACAUACGACGACACGAUACCACGUACACACUCCAUUUUAUAUAUUCUUAUCUAUACUGAAGUUACUGAGGUCUAGGGAUCUAGGGAUACUGUACACCAGUAGUGAAUCAUGUACUGUAUAAGUCACUUGUGAUUGAAAUUCUAGUUUUAUACUGUAAGGUGGUAGUCUUAAGUGCAUUUUAAUCAACUAUAAGGAACUGGAAAUCAUCUGGUUUGUAUUUGGACCAAACUGAAUCUACAUAUAAUUUAUUAUCUAAUAGUAUGUAUUUGGGCAAAAUGACUUAAAGGCUUGCCAGAAUGAGUGUGAAUGUUUUAAAAUAGUUUUAUGCGUAUGGCUUCUUUUUAUCUGGGGAUAAUAUCUCACAUCUAAGGUGGUUAGUACAGAUGGUUUCGAUGUUGCGCUACCAUGCUCAACUGAAUGAACAAAGUGGGAAAAUGUAAUCAUUGUACUGUGAAGAUAACGAACAAGUAAAGAAAGUGUGUCAAAGGGUUUCCAAGCAGCCUAUGUCAGACAUUUAUAUAAAUGUAUAUUUAUCAAACAAUGCCAUGGUGCCUUACCUUUCAAUGCUAAUAUACAGUAUAAAUAUACAAUAUUUUAUAAGUCAAGAUCCAUACUAAUAAAA
Messenger RNA from Osmerus eperlanus (European smelt), 2690 nucleotides. RefSeq names its product 3'-phosphoadenosine 5'-phosphosulfate synthase 2b (gene papss2b). NCBI's taxonomy places the organism in Eukaryota, Metazoa, Chordata, Actinopteri, Osmeriformes, Osmeridae. The record is from RefSeq and is a predicted model, not a curated record. Gene Ontology annotation, molecular function: sulfate adenylyltransferase (ATP) activity; adenylylsulfate kinase activity; ATP binding. Gene Ontology annotation, biological process: sulfate assimilation; 3'-phosphoadenosine 5'-phosphosulfate biosynthetic process. Bases 136 to 1980 code for a protein of 614 amino acids. The transcript has 12 exons.